CUGCAGCAGCCCCAUAUGGAGGCUGAUAGCCCGGACUCCCGCAAACGACCGCUGGAAACUCCGACGGAGGAGGCCGGCUGUACCAAGCGAACCAACACUGGAGAGGAGGGUGAGUACUUCCUGAAGGUGCUGAUCCCCAGCUAUGCAGCCGGCUCUAUAAUUGGCAAGGGCGGCCAGACCAUCGUACAACUGCAGAAAGAGACGGGUGCCACCAUUAAGCUGUCUAAAUCCAAAGACUUCUACCCAGGAACAACAGAACGCGUCUGUCUGAUACAGGGUACAGUCGAAGCCCUCAAUGGUGUUCACAACUUCAUUGCGGAGAAAGUCCGUGAGAUGCCCCAGAGCGCCCAGAAACCCGAACCAGUCAGCAUACUGCAGCCACAGACCACUGUCAACCCUGACCGCGUCAAACAGGUGAGAUACUGGACAGUCAGUGGGUCUGAGGGUGUGUGGUCUCCGUGCGGUAGGAACAGUUCACUUCCAGGACACCUUGCCAAAUUGAUCGUGCCCAAUAGCACAGCUGGGCUGAUCAUUGGCAAAGGCGGAGCCACAGUGAAAGCAGUGAUGGAGCAGUCAGGGGCUUGGGUGCAGCUCUCCCAGAAGCCAGAGGGCAUCAACCUGCAGGAACGAGUAGUUACCAUCAGUGGGGAGCCUGAACAGAACCGCAAGGCUGUGGAAAUCAUAGUUCAGAAGAUCCAGGAGGACCCUCAGAGCAGUAGCUGUCUCAACAUCAGCUAUUCUAACGUCUCGGGCCCAGUGGCCAACUCCAACCCCACUGGCUCCCCCUACGCCAAUACGGCCGAGGUGCUGCCCAAUGCAGCCGCAGCAGCCGCCACUGCCUCCAGCCUUCUGGGUCAGGCCGGCUUGACGGGAAUGGGCGCCUUCCCCGCCGCCAUGUCCAGCUUCUCUGGCAAUGAUCUGUUGGCCAUCACCUCAGCCCUCAACACAUUGGCCAGCUAUGGCUACAACACUAACACCCUCGGCUUGGGCCUCAACCCUGCAGCUGCUUCUGGGGUCCUCGCUGCAGUAGCAGCCAGUGCUAACCCGGCUGCUGCUGCUGCAGCUAACCUGCUAGCCUCCUACGCUAGCGAUGCCUCCAGCAGUGCUGGCCACCCUGCUACAGGCCUUGGUGGGUUCUCCUUGGGUUCUCUAGCAGCUGCUACAGGGGCUUCCAAUGGUUACCUAAAUGCUUCAUCACCACUGAUGGCCUCCUCCCUACUGGCAACAGAGAAGUUGGCGGAUGGGGCCAAGGACGUGGUUGAGAUUGCUGUUCCCGAGAAUCUGGUUGGUGCCAUUUUGGGGAAAGGAGGGAAAACGCUCGUAGAGUACCAGGAGCUAACAGGAGCCCGCAUCCAGAUCUCCAAAAAGGGAGAGUUCAUUCCUGGUACUCGGAACCGUAAAGUUACCAUAACAGGGUCGCCAGCCGCUACACAAGCAGCGCAGUAUCUGAUCAGCCAGCGGAUCACUUACGAGCAGGGUGUGCGUGCUACCAACCCACAAAAGGUGGGCUAA
Toxotes jaculatrix (banded archerfish) is the source of this 1512-nucleotide messenger RNA. RefSeq names its product RNA-binding protein Nova-1-like. Gene Ontology annotation, biological process: mRNA splicing, via spliceosome; regulation of alternative mRNA splicing, via spliceosome. The coding region runs from base 16 to 1512 and encodes 498 amino acids. Gene Ontology annotation, molecular function: mRNA binding. NCBI's taxonomy places the organism in Eukaryota, Metazoa, Chordata, Actinopteri, Toxotidae. Gene Ontology annotation, cellular component: cytoplasm; nucleus. The transcript is spliced from 4 exons. The record is from RefSeq and is a predicted model, not a curated record.